Molecule: messenger RNA, 945 nt
Organism: Funneliformis geosporum
Lineage: Eukaryota; Fungi; Glomeromycota; Glomeromycetes; Glomerales; Glomeraceae
Source: the annotation of a GenBank genome assembly
AUGUCCUUGCAUAUAAACAAUAUUAUAGAUUAUACUUUGCCACCAUUAAUAGAAGGAUCAGAAAAUGAAUCCUAUUCUGUUUUUGGACAAUGCUUAGAUUGUGGAAAAGAAAAAGUCAGUGACGGAUGGUGUAAAGCUGACCAAUGGAUACGUAAUGGACCCAUAAGAGUUGCACUAAAGCGACUUAAUAAUUUGCAAAAUACAUGCGAAGAUUAUUUGAUUCAACUUUAUAAAUAUCAUAAAAGUGAUAAUGAUAACUUUUUUGGAAUAACUAAAGAUUAUAACUCGAAUUAUAUGUUUGUUAUGAAAUAUGACAGUAAAACUUUAUAUUUAUAUCUUGAUGAAAUUCAAGGAAAAAAUAAUUGGAGAGAUAUUGUUGAAAUGCUUUGGGGGAUAUCUGGAAGACUUGAAUACAUUCAUGACAAUGGAUCAAUUCAUGGAAAUAUUCAUGGAGGAAUUAUACUUGUUGGAGAUGAACAAGAUCCACUUAGCAAUAAUUCACUUUUGCGAGGUAAUCCAAUUACGAAGGCCUCCGAUGUUUAUAGCUUUGGAAUUGUUAUGUGGGAACUCUCUGCCGGUGUUCGCCUUUGGUGUAAUAGACCACAUGAUUUUAAAUUAGCUAGUGAAAUUUGUAAUGGCAUUCGACCUGACAUUAUUGAUGGAACCCCAUACGAUUACGUUAAAUUAAUGACACAAUGUUGGCAUUCUGAUAUAUCUAAACGUCCAACUGCAUCUGAAAUAUAUGACUUAUUAGGAAUAUGGAUUACUGCAUGUGACGAGCCGGAUCAGUCCGAAUUAUCUGAUCAGUUUGACCUUGCUGAAAAGAAAACAUUUUCAAAUUUAGAAAUUUAUGGUUUUCAUCUCAAAAGAAUCCAUAAUGAAGCUUUUUAUACAAGCAGGCUCUUGUGUUUCCCUGAAUUGCAUAAAAAUGAUGAACAUUUGUAA